Molecule: messenger RNA, 1516 nt
Organism: Ruditapes philippinarum (Manila clam)
Lineage: Eukaryota; Metazoa; Mollusca; Bivalvia; Venerida; Veneridae
Product: galactose mutarotase-like
Exons: 8
Coding region: 85-1149 (354 amino acids)
Biological process (GO): glucose metabolic process; beta-D-galactose catabolic process via UDP-galactose, Leloir pathway
Molecular function (GO): carbohydrate binding; aldose 1-epimerase activity
Source: RefSeq, a predicted model, not a curated record
GUCAUGUCUUAUCCGUGAUGUCAUUUUACAAUUUAAACAAACGCAUGCGGGAGGAUUUGAAGGUUAACCGUUAAAAUAAUCACUAUGUCAUCUGCACACGAUAUUGUUAAAGAGAAAUUUGGAACGACAAAAGAUGGAAAAGAUGUUUACAAAUUCACACUGAAAGCAGGAAAAAUAUCAGUGAAUAUUCUUAACUUUGGCUGUGUAGUAAAAGAUAUCUUGGUACCAGAUCGAAAUGGAAAAGUAGUAGAUGUAUGCCUUGCAUAUGACAACUUUGAUGGAUAUGAAACGAAUCCAGCAUUUAUGGGCGCCAUAUGUGGUAGAGUAGCUAACCGUAUAGAUGGUGCGACAUUUGAACUUGACGGUACUAAGUAUGAUGUUUCAAAGUGUGAUCCGCUACUAGGAAACAAUUUUUGUCAUGGAGGUUUCACAGGUCUAACAAGGAGAUGCUUUGAUUGGACAAUAGACGGUACAAAACUCCGCCUCCAGUACGUUGACACGGAUGGUUCGGAGGGAUUUCCUGGAGAUGUAACUAUCACCGUGACGUAUGAACUAACUGAAGAGUCCGGUCUCAUGAUUGAUUACAAGGCAACAACUAACAAGCCCACACCUGUAGAUAUAUCAAACCAUUUCAUGGUGAACCUUUCCGGACAUGAUGGUGGAUAUAUUGGUGAUCAUGUAGUGAACAUGAAUGCAUCGCAAUAUCUGGAAUUCAAUGAAAACUUUAUACCAACAGGAACGAUAACUAAUGUAUCAGGAACAAUGUAUGACCUCCAGAAACCAACAGUCCUUAACGAUGUUCUUGAUAAAAUGCCUGGCAAGGAUGGUCUCCACUUGGCCUAUAUCUUACCUGGAGCCAAAGGGGAGAAGAAAAUGGUUGCUAAGGCGGUUCACCCAGCCUCGGGGCGUUUUAUUGAAGUAUCCACUACCGAACCUGCGUUUAUUGCAUAUAGCUGUUUCUACUUAGACUUCUUGCUGAAAGAUUCCAAAUGCAAGGACGGUGUUGUAUAUAAAAAGAGUGGCGGGAUUUUGUUCAUGCCUCAAGGCUAUCCAGCUUCUGUUAAUGUACCAAGUUUUCCAAGUAGCAUAUUGCGCCCUGGUGAGACAUACCACACAACUUCAUGGUAUAAAUUUGGAGUGACCAACUGACAUUUUUGUACAUAUCAUAUACACGAUCAAAUGAUAAUGUUUUUUUUACAUAAUAUGUAAAAAAUGACAAUAUCAAAUAUAUUGUUUCUUAGUAAGUCAAUAUACUAAAGAUAUCCAAGAUAUUUUUGCCGAGAGGACAUUUUUACUCAUAAUUAAGAAAAAAAUUAAGUAUCACGAAGAGCUGGUAUUAAAUCAUUAGUAAAAGCUAACAUUUCUUGUAUAUGAUCUAAAUAAACAUUGAUAUGACUAAAAAGUAAGAAAAAACCCUACAAACAAACAAAAUAGAUGUUUUAUUCGACAGCUUAUGAAGUACUUUAUGAAAUUUUGGUUUAUGAUCUAUGGUCACAAGAAUUUCAAUAAACAAGCG